AUGGCCAACGGCGUCAAUGGUGUCGACGGGGACAGUGACAGCGCUCCGAGCUCCGGCUCGGACGCAGUCACUGCUGCCCAAGCUCGUGAGCGAAAAAUUCAGAAACGUGAUUUUAUUCACAAUGACCGUUCUCAAGCUCACCAGACCACAGCCCCUCCUCCGCCACCCCAGCUGCCUGGUCGCCAAUGCCUCGUCACGGUCGGAGCAACGGCUGGCUUCCGCUCCCUCCUCGAGGAGGUUAGCAGUGCGGGGUUCCUCCAGUGCCUCGCGGGUCAUGACUACAGGACCCUCGAGAUCCAGUGCGGCCCUGACCUCGACGCCAUCACGGAGCGCGUCGCCCGCCUGACCGACGAGGAGCGGGUCGGCAUUUCGGUCAUGUGCUUCGGCUACACGACCGAGAUGCAGUCACACAUCCUCGCCUGUCGUGGCGAGGUGAACGUGCGUCCGGCGGGGUGCGUUAUCUCCCAUGGCGGCACUGGAACUGUGGGCGAGGUACUGAGUCUCGGCGCCCCACUCAUUGUCGUCGCGAACUCGACGCUGAUGGACAACCACCAACUUGAGCUGGCUGAGAGCCUCGAGAACGACGGCCUGGCCGUCAUUGGGCACCUCGGAUCACUCGUCGACGCGGUCGAUCUCAUUGCCGACCGAAUCACCCAAGGCACGUUGGACGCCCUGCCGCCGUACUGCCCGCCGUCGUUUCCCGUUUCUGCCGCCGAUCGCGUUACUCUCUUCGAUUGGAUGGUACUGACCUGCUACCCAGCCGAGUUUGCUGCGCAGAUGAACGCGCUCAACCAGGCCGUCCUGGAAGCAAAUUUCGCCAACGCGUCACAGCAGCAACCGGAUGGAAACGGCAAUGGCCCGGCCGAGGCGGUCAACAACCAGGAGGACGACGGCAUGCCCCAGCUCGACUAG
Messenger RNA from Parathielavia appendiculata, 912 nucleotides. RefSeq names its product glycosyltransferase family 1 protein. NCBI's taxonomy places the organism in Eukaryota, Fungi, Ascomycota, Sordariomycetes, Sordariales, Chaetomiaceae. Gene Ontology annotation, molecular function: hexosyltransferase activity. Gene Ontology annotation, cellular component: UDP-N-acetylglucosamine transferase complex. The transcript is spliced from 3 exons. The coding region runs from base 1 to 912 and encodes 303 amino acids. The record is from RefSeq and is a predicted model, not a curated record. Gene Ontology annotation, biological process: dolichol-linked oligosaccharide biosynthetic process.